AAGCCAGAUACCUGCUGUGUGCAGCAGCGGUCCCGGGAUGUCGUCAGCAGAGGAGCAGCUGUGCCUGAACAUCUGCAGCAGCGUGUCGUCGUCAGCAUCCCUGUCCAACAGGAGGAGACGCCCGACGACUCAGGAGAGAUGGGCUUCAAAGAAGCAGAGGAGGUGGACGUCCUCCUCGUCCCCGGGGGUGGGGGUCUCCUCCAAACAGAGGACACUCCCCGAGCCGGACAAGGAUGAAGACGAGGACGAGGCUCCUGGGCCGCUGCAGCUGCAGCCGGACUCUCCUGCGCAGCAAACAUCUGGAUCUGUACGUGUAAAGCAACAGACGAGCACACAGGUGCUCCGGGAGGCUCCGCCCCCUGCUGCCGCAGACCAAUCACCACAGAAGAAGAAGAAGAAGAGGCAGGAGAAGAAGGAGGAGAAGGGGGAGAGGGAGAGGAAAGAGGGGGUGAAGGAAACGGGCCCUGGCAGCAUCAAGACCUCCUCUCUGUUCAAGCACAACCCAGAUAUCCCAGAGAUCCACAGACCCAAUGUUUUACAGUUAAAGGAGAAGAUUUUUACCUCUGACUCGUUUUCAGAAGUCAACCUUCACCCCCACCUGGUGGCAACACUGAACAAAGUCCUGAAUGUUUCCACCUUGACCAGCGUUCAGAAACAGACCAUCCCUGCUCUGCUCCUGGGCCGAGACGCGGUGGUCCGAUCUCAGACCGGAUCAGGUAAGACCCUGUCCUACGCUGUCCCGGUGGUCCAGAACCUUCAGUCCAUCCAGCCAAAGGUGAACCGGUCCGACGGUCCUCUGGCUCUCGUCAUCGUCCCCACCAGAGAGCUCGCUCAGCAGACGUUCCAGACCUUCCAGAAACUUGUGAAGCCCUUCACCUGGAUCGUCCCCGGUGUGCUGAUGGGAGGAGAGAAGAGGAAAGCAGAGAAGGCCAGGAUCCGUAAAGGAAUCAACAUCCUGGUCUCCACCCCCGGCCGUCUGGUGGAUCACAUCAAGAACACGCUGAGCAUCGCCUUCAGCGCCGUUCGCUGGCUCAUCCUGGACGAGGCUGACAGGACGCUGGACCUGGGCUUUGAGAAGGAUCUGACGGUCAUCCUGAACAGUCUGAACGCUGCAGGACCGGCCCGGCAGAACGUGCUGCUGUCUGCCACUCUCACACGAGGUGUGACCCGGCUGGCGGAUGUCUGUCUAAAGGACCCGGUCAGCGUGCAGGUUUCUGGCCACGCCCCCUCUGACAUCACCACCACAGAGACGUCGGGCGAGCCGGGCGACCAGUCGGAGAGCUUUGCUGUUCCAGAGGCCCUGAAGCAGUUUGUGGUGGUGGUUCCCAGUAAGGUCCGGCUGGUGUGCCUGGCCGCCUUCAUCCUGGAUAAGUGCAAGUUCUCCGAAAACAACAAGGUCGUCGUCUUCGUCUCCAGCUGUGAGGGCGUCGAGUUCCUCCACUCCAUCUUCACCUCCGUUCUCUCCGGAGCCCCCGCCGGCCGUACACUCGAGUUCCUGCGUCUCCAUGGCAACAUGAAGCAAGAGGAGCGGUCAGAGGUUUUCCAGAAGUUCUCAGUGUCCCAGUCUGGAGUUCUGCUGUGUACGGAUGUGGCGGCUCGAGGUUUGGACCUCCCUCAGGUCACCUGGAUUAUUCAGUACACUCCUCCGACAUCAGCCGCUGAGUACGUCCACCGCGUCGGCCGGACGGCCCGGAUAGGAGCACAGGGGAGCGGCCUCCUCUUCCUCAGCCCUGCGGAGACCGCCUACGUCACGGAGCUGGCCAAUCACAACAUCAGCCUGUCGGAGAUGAAGUUGCAGGACAUCCUGUCCUGUUUGAUGAUGGACGAUGUCUACAAAGGACGGGGCAAGUACCACAGCAAGAGCUCGUCCAAAGCUCUGGAACAGGACGUCCGUGAGCGCGCCACCGUCCUCCAAACCCAGUUUGAAAACUUCGUCCACUCAGACUCUCAGUCCCUGGAGGCUGCGAGGAAAGCGCUGCAGUCCUACCUGCGGGCCUACACCGCCUACCCCGCCGCCUUCAAGCACAUCUUCCACAUCCGCUCCCUCCACCUGGGACACGCCGCCAAGAGCUUCGGCCUCAGAGACGCCCCGCGGGGCCUGAGCUCUGGCGCGGGGGCCGGGGGGCCCAGGGGCCGCGGUAAGAGCAAGGACCAGGCCAGGAAGCAGGCCGGGAGUCAGCUCAAGAACCACAACCAGAACAACGUGUCUGGAAGGAAGAGGGCUCAUCCCGGUCAGAGAGAGGACGGACUGAUCUGCUCAGAGUUCUCCAGCGGGUUGGAGGGAGCUGGUGCCCCCAAGAGGAAGAAGAAGAAGAAGGUUAUUCAGUCUGAAGACGAAUAAACAAUGAACCCAUGGGAGUAAGUGUAAGGAGAAGCAGCUCUUCCUCAGCAGGAACCAGGAGAGCUGUGGAACAGCCCUGGACUGGGCGGCUCUCCUGAGAGGACCCGGUACUUUCUGAGAGGACCCGGUACUUUCUGAGAGGACCCGGUACUUCCAGGACGGGGCUUGACGCGCUGCCGCAGCUUCCCUCUUCAUCGCUGAAACUCAUGUUGAGGACUUUCAGACUGCAGGAACUGCUCUGUAGUUCUGAGAACUUUUUCUGUCUGCUUCACAGAAACGACAGCUAACUGUCGUCUGUGAAAACAGAUUUUAUAGCGUCUGGUUUAGGUCCCACGUGGAAGAAAUGACUCCAAAUACUGUCUUCACAGACGACUUGUGAACAAGGUUCAGAAGUCAGACAUACACGUUUUACAUGUAAACCUGUGACCAUGUAAAAGUUUAAAGGUGAC
Messenger RNA from Cololabis saira (Pacific saury), 2790 nucleotides. RefSeq names its product DEAD (Asp-Glu-Ala-Asp) box polypeptide 31 (gene ddx31). The record is from RefSeq and is a predicted model, not a curated record. Gene Ontology annotation, molecular function: nucleic acid binding; ATP binding; RNA helicase activity. NCBI's taxonomy places the organism in Eukaryota, Metazoa, Chordata, Actinopteri, Beloniformes, Belonidae. Gene Ontology annotation, cellular component: nucleus. The coding region runs from base 38 to 2341 and encodes 767 amino acids. The transcript has 20 exons. Gene Ontology annotation, biological process: ribosome biogenesis.